CAUUUGAUGCCAAACACAAUUGUUGUUUCACAGCCUGAUAGCUCUUCAAAUCUAUUACUCGUUUUCUUUCUGGUAUAACAUUACACUUGACAUUUGACCAACAAAAAUUUAGUAUUCUUUCCUACUAGUAUUUGGUUGAAUUGWUUUAUAAAUUCUAAGUAUUUGGAUUACCAUUAAUCCUUCAUUGAUAUUGUAAAACGAUUAACAUGUGUGAAGAUUGGAUGGUCGAGUGUCCACGAUGCUCUGUAUUCCUAAACAUCGCUGUGUGGGUGUCUCUACUGUUGAUAUGUUGGUGUGCUUCAGACUCGAAUGCCUACAAUGGUUCUGUGUCUCCUCAAAGCCUCACCGCUCUGCCUGUUGUGUUAUUCCUUCUUGUUUAUGCAUGCUAUAUGACAGAAUGCUACUUUUCAUCAACAAGAAAACAUCUCACCAAAGCGUUAAAACGAGAAACUAUCACAGAGUACUUAGAAAGACUUAGUCUAACGCGCCCAACGAUCACAUUUAACGCAGUAUGUUGGCAUCAUGAAACCAAGACGAGAUUAGUUCCUCUAGUAGAUCGACGAGGCAAGACAAGAAUGCAGACAGAAACAUAUCGAGAUAAAGUCAUUACAAUGACAAAUAAGGAGCAAUUCAAUUUUUCCAAGUGGGAUGACCAGACAGAGGUACCAGUAGAUCUCUCCUCCUACAGCAUGGCUGUUGUCUCGUUYACCAAGACAUUCACCUUCAAAGAAGACUCCUCGAAAACCUUGUUCACAAACCUGUCGUGUGGUUUUCAAGCACGGCACAGACACGUCGACAAAUAUUUGGACUAUGAGGAAGAAAUGGUACUUGAAGGGUUUUCCGAUCACGUGAUAGCUUAURUCAACCUGGAAGAGAAGAMGAAAUGGAUGAAUAUUUGGGUUUAUUGGAUCUGUUCUAUCUUCAUCCUGAGUUGGUUUUUCCGAUGGAUGAUUUCACGAAGAACCAUUUACUGUGACGUCAAAAUCGUCAAAGAAGUUGAGUUUUCUGUUUAAGUGUUAGAGCUGCACACAAAGUAUUUGAGCAAAGUACACAAGCRKUUAAUAAAUUCUAUGGACASGACAUAGAUCUGCUAACAAAAUCACACCGUACAUGACGCCACGGUGUUUGAUUUCCUAGUUAACUGUUGUGCCUAAACUGUCUGAAAUGUUUAAAAGGAAUUAAUGUAAUUAUAUUUUUGUACACUGGAGUAAACAUUGAUAUGAAUAAUGCACGUAAAAUGAAAAUAUUUUAAGCUGAAAAAUUGGGCRAAAGUCGCUAAUUUCAUCUAAAAAUCAUCAUGUAAUAAGACAAGGCGCUGAAUUGUUGCAUGGAUUAUCAGUUGCACCCUUCAUGGUACUUACAUAGUAACAGGCCAUGCUGCUUGCAGUCAUAGAGGRAAAAAACGCUCAAUUUUUGUAGAAGGGUUUUGUUCAAAUAAAUAAAAAAUUGAUGAGACA
Molecule: messenger RNA, 1457 nt
Organism: Exaiptasia diaphana
Lineage: Eukaryota; Metazoa; Cnidaria; Anthozoa; Actiniaria; Aiptasiidae
Exons: 2
Coding region: 207-1013 (268 amino acids)
Source: RefSeq, a predicted model, not a curated record